Tachysurus vachellii is the source of this 1990-nucleotide messenger RNA. It is a transcript of the gene ripk3, whose product is annotated as receptor-interacting serine-threonine kinase 3. The record is from RefSeq and is a predicted model, not a curated record. Lineage: Eukaryota; Metazoa; Chordata; Actinopteri; Siluriformes; Bagridae. Bases 157 to 1473 code for a protein of 438 amino acids. Gene Ontology annotation, biological process: protein phosphorylation. Gene Ontology annotation, molecular function: ATP binding; JUN kinase kinase kinase activity. The transcript has 13 exons.
CACAUAAGGAAGUAAUAGUACAUACAUGGUUGUUGUGAAUUGUUCAGCGUCGCCAUUUCAGAAUGUCAAGUUUCACAAACACAGCAGCCGCAUUGCCAUGAACUUACGUGCUUUGAUCUUCCACAAACAGCUUUACUGAGUGCCAGUGUAUGAUACAUGGACCAGCCCAUCUGCCUUCUGCCCACUUUUGUUUCUGAUGACUGUCUGGAGUCUUGGCAGCUGAUUGGCUCUGGUGGAUUUGGACAAAUCCAUAGGGCAAAACAUAAAAAAUGGGGGAUGGAUGUUGCCAUAAAAUUAUUACAUUAUAAUGAUGGCACCGAGGAUCUCCUCCGAGAGGCAGAAUUGAUGCAUCAGGGUGGGAACCCCAAUGUGUUGAGAAUUCUAGGUGUUUACAAAACCCAAGGUCAAGCAGACGUUUCUGCUAUUCAAGUGGGUUUAGUAAUGGAAUACAUGGAGAGAGGAUCUCUGGCAGACCUCCAGAAGGCUUUGAAUGGACCGCCACCCUGGCCGCUUACCUUCCGUAUUAUUAACCAGAUUGCCCUGGGAAUGAACUUCCUUCACCAGUUGAAUCCACCUAUUCUGCAUCUGGACCUUAAACCCAGCAAUGUGCUACUUGAUGACAGUCUCAAUGCCAAGCUCACAGAUUUUGGUCUGGCAAAAAUAGCCAAAAGUAGUUCCAAAGUAAUUGAAGAUAAAGAUGAGGAGGCUGCUGGGACCACAAGCUACAUGCCCCCAGAGGCAUUUGGGUCAUCACGAUAUGUUCCUAACUUUUCCACUGAUGUUUACAGCUACGGCAUACUGUUGUGGUCAGUUAUCGCUGGAAAGCAGCCAUACGAUUUUAACAUCUCCAGUUUGUUGCGGUUUCGUAUCCGUGAAGGUGACAGGCCUAAUCUGACAUCUCUAGACAGCAGCCAAGCAGAUGGACUCAGCAAUGUAAUUGAUCUGAUGAAGUGCUGUUGGGACUCCGAUCCCAAAAUAAGGCCUAAAUUCAUUGAUUGUAUCGAGGUCACAAAAAAUGUGUAUGAUUUGCACCGACAACACGUUCCUGAUGCUGUCCACACCAUUCUGAAACAGCUGGACAACAAAGAGAAAAGCUGUUCAAGUUCUGCACCACUCAGUAGGAAACCUCAGACAUUGAAAGAAGGAUUGAAACAACAUAAGGAGCCUACUAAGAAGACUCUGGCAACUCCUACACAGGAAAUUGGUCCCAUCCCUGCACCAAACAGAGCAGGAAUGUAUUGCAGUUCAGCUCCAAGAGCUCCACUCCCUAUGAAUAUGCAGCGGCAAUUUUCAAGUCCAAGUUCUGUGAACAUGUGCUUAUCCAAUGUCUCAGCAGUACAGAUUGGCAACAACAACUACAUGAACGUGACUAUACAAAAAGGGAGACAGCGUCAGAGACACCCAACAGCACCCCCAGCUACACGCCAGCCUUCCAAACAUCAAAAUCAGAAUCCCCCCAAUAUCAAACCUUAAGAUUGUCUGUUGGGUUUUAAUUUUGGCUUUCUUAUCCAGUAUUUUAGUAUAUAACACAGAGUUUGAAGCUCAGUAGGAUCUAGAAGCCCUUUAUAGGGCCAGUUGCAAUGGUUCUCAAAUACUUAUACCUAUUGCUUGUUUUCGGGUUUAUUUUUACUUUGGUCUGUGUGGUUUAUAUGAAAGGCGGAUGUAUGGAUGUUGCAAUAUUCCUUGUUCCAUGUCUCUGUUUUAUGUUUCCUGGUUUAUAUUUCCAUAAAACCUAAACCUUCUUAUACAAAGUUUCAGUGUGUGGUGCCAUGUAAUAGAUUGGCAUCCCAUCCAGAAUGUGUUCCCGCCUAUUGCUUUGCCUUGUGAUCAGCUAUGGGUUCACAACUACAAAGACAUUUUUAUUCGACUAUGAUGCUGCUAUGGCACUGUGCAAAUUGCUGCUUUUGUGUUUUUUUUAUUUUUAUUUAUCAGAAUAAACAAAAAUGCAGCUUUUCAUUUUGCCAAGAAAUAAAAAAAAACAAACUCCUCU